Messenger RNA from Folsomia candida, 1336 nucleotides. RefSeq names its product zinc metalloproteinase nas-7. Lineage: Eukaryota; Metazoa; Arthropoda; Collembola; Entomobryomorpha; Isotomidae. Gene Ontology annotation, molecular function: zinc ion binding; metalloendopeptidase activity. The transcript has 8 exons. Bases 65 to 1228 code for a protein of 387 amino acids. The record is from RefSeq and is a predicted model, not a curated record. Gene Ontology annotation, biological process: proteolysis.
UGUUUAUUUAGUUCAGUAGGACAAUCCAUUAAUUUAAAACUAAUUGAAAAGCCCUACCAAAAUCAUGGCCAAUUUGAACAACUCCGCACUAAAAAAGGCUUGGAUCCUUGUCUCCCUGGCUUUGACAGUCGCCAUUUUGAAACCAGUGGAAUCUACUCCGCUAGCAUGUACCAAUAGACACGCGAAAAAUCAAAGUUCCAGAUCAGGAGUAAUCGCACCAGAGUUGAGAUGGCCAAAUGCAACCAUGCCCUACAAAUUUACGGCGACAUUUCCCGCCUCAUAUCGCACCCUUUUCGAAAACGCGAUCCGUCACAUCACCGGCCGAACGUGUUUCCGAUUUAAGCCAUACACCUUCGAAGGCAGCUACGUCGUCAUCGACCAGGAAUUAGGUUGCAGCGCCGAAGUCGGGCGAAUCGGUGGCAUGCAAACCCUCUCCCUCGCCACGGGGUGCAACACGCUGGGAAUUUUCAUCCACGAAGUCGUCCACACGAUCGGAUUCACCCACGAGCAUGAAAGAACCGACCGAGACGAUUAUGUCAAUAUUCACUGGGAAAAUGUUAUGCCUGAGAACGAAGAGAAUUUUAUAAAGCACGGGUCAUCCGACAUUGCCAACUUUGGCGUGGGCUACGAUUACACCAGUGUCAUGCAUUAUCACAGCAAAACCUUUUCCAAAAACGGUCUUGACACGGUUUCGCCUAAAAAAGCGGGUGCAACGAUUGGUGAGCAAGGAAAACUUAGCGAGCUUGAUAUUUGGAAGAUUAAUAACAUGUACUGCCCGGGUACGAUGGGGGUCAGGAUUGUGAGCCGAUUCGAUGGAGGAUGUAUUGAUGUCAAAGACAACAAUCCGAUCCAAGGUCAGAUCGUUACGGUUUGGCAGAACGAUGCGAGUGUAGAGCAACAAAAGUGGACAUUGGAUUGGAACUUAUUCCUGGACGAAAAGAUAGGCUCCCUGCUUUGGACGUGGGGUCAGAACGGGGGCGAACUUAAAGUUAUGGAUCAAAACUUUGUAAACUGGGAUGUCUCAACUUGGGGUCACAACCCGAACGCACCCAUCAUUCCAAAUCAAAAAUGGACCGGUGUACGCAUCACGGGAAAUACUUUCGCCAUCAAAAAUGUGAUGACUAGUCGAUGCCUGGUUCAUAUGGGAACCUCAAUUCGGCUUAAAACUGUUCCUUGCGACAUUAAUGAUGUAAAACAACAAUGGGAAAUUCAGAAUGCUCCGGCAUAACUUAUUGGAAAUAACCUUCACACGGAUUAAUUGUCAUUAAUUUUGUAAUUAAAAACUGGUCUUAAUUAUUUGUUGAAUAAAACUUGAACCCUGCACGAACAAUUUUUA